AUGUACUACCCCCAGCACAUGUCUGCGGGACAGGCCCCCGCGCCCCAGACUGUCACCUCUGGAGGAAUGAGCCAUUACCCUCAACACCAGCAGCCUCCUUUGUUGCAGCCAGGCCCUGCCCAGUACUCGGCCCCGGCCCCGUACAACCAAUAUGGCGGCUAUGCCAAUGGACUCACCUCUCCUCCCACCGCCCCUCCGGUGUCAAACCCGAUGGGUGCUCAGAGCGUGCUUCCUCUGCCCGGCGUUGGCGCCCAGGGCACGAUGCAGAGCGGUUACCAAGGUUUUGAUACUACCGGCCAACAGCCCCCGCCAGGUAUGAAGCCUCGUGUCACCGCUACGCUGUGGGAGGACGAGGGCAGCCUGUGCUUCCAAGUCGAGGCUCGAGGUAUUUGCGUUGCUCGACGCGAGGAUAACCACAUGAUUAACGGAACCAAACUGUUGAAUGUCGCUGGUAUGACCCGUGGUCGGCGAGAUGGUAUUUUGAAGAGUGAAAAGGUUCGACACGUCGUCAAGAUUGGCCCCAUGCACUUGAAGGGCGUUUGGAUUCCUUACGACCGAGCCCUGGACUUUGCCAAUAAGGAGAAGAUCACCGAGAUGCUUUACCCGCUGUUCGUCCAUAACAUUGGCGCUCUGCUGUACCACCCGACAAACCAAAGUCGGACCACCCAGGUGAUGGCUGCUGCUGAGCGACGCAAGCAAGAGCAGAACCAGAUGCGAAACCCCGCGCCACCCGGACUCCCUUCGAUCGGCCAGCACCACCCCUCAAUGGCCCUUCCCGGCCCUCAGCCUUCUCUGCCCUCUCACAACAACAUGGGUCGCCCAUCGCUUGACCGCGCACACACCUUCCCCACCCCUCCUACUAGCGCUUCAAGUGUCAUGGGAGGCAUGGGAACAUCAGAGAGCUUCAAUUGGCAGGGACAAGGAAUGAGCGGACCUCAAGGUACCAACCCAAUGUCGAUUGACACCGGUCUAAGCAACGCGCGCUCAAUGCCAAAUACCCCAGCUACCACCCCGCCUGGUUCCUCUCUUCAGAGCAUGCAUUCGUACCCCUCCGGCGCGCAACAGCAGUAUGACAACUCCCGGCCAAUGUACAACACCCAGUCGCAGCAAUCUCCCUACCAGACCUCAAACGCCAACCCGCAGGAUCGGAUGUAUGCUCCACCCAACUCGUACCCGAAGAAUGAAAUGGGCCCUCCUUCAAGCAGGCCUUCGGCUUCAGGACCGUCCGGAGAGCAGCAUGACAGCAAACCCCCCAAUGGUUUGAUUCAUUCCGAUCAGGCUGCCCAGCCUCAGAACGGCGAUGAAGAGAACGAGCAUGAGCACGAUGCGGAGUACACCCACGAUAGUGGCGCCUAUGAUGGUAGCCGCAACAACUACAACUACACCGCCCCUGGCGUUGGAGCGUUGGCAAACGACACCAACCUGUCACCUGAGAUGACUGGUUCACCCAAUCAUCCGGCCCCAUCAGGACGAGCUACCCCUAGGACGGCCGCUCCCACACAACCUUACUACCCCCAGCACGCCGGAUACAACACUCCCCCUCGUGUUCAGCAGACCACCAGCAACCUCUAUAAUGUAAUGAGCAACGACCGCGGAGCGGCAAAUGGCGCGCCCGGCAAUGACGUUUACGCACCUGCGGCUGACAUGUCUGGUAUUCCCAAUGGUUAUUCUGCCCAGCCUCCUGUGAUGAAUGGGGCUGCAGGUGUCCUGAAGCGCGGACGCGAGGACGAUGAGGAACUAUCCCGCCCCUCUAGCGAUGGCCCUGGCUCCAUGGGCAAUCUCGAUCUCAAGCGACGAAAGACCAUGAUGGAGUCGACCGUGCCGGCCCCCACGUACGAUGCCAUGUCGCGUCCUGCGUCAGCCGUCGGCGCCCCCCGGCGGCGAUAG
Molecule: messenger RNA, 1887 nt
Organism: Ilyonectria robusta
Lineage: Eukaryota; Fungi; Ascomycota; Sordariomycetes; Hypocreales; Nectriaceae
Exons: 3
Coding region: 1-1887 (628 amino acids)
Biological process (GO): positive regulation of transcription by RNA polymerase II
Cellular component (GO): nucleus
Molecular function (GO): DNA-binding transcription factor activity; sequence-specific DNA binding
Source: RefSeq, a predicted model, not a curated record